This is a messenger RNA of Arachis duranensis, 1866 nucleotides long. RefSeq lists its product as uncharacterized. Bases 1 to 1866 code for a protein of 621 amino acids. The record is from RefSeq and is a predicted model, not a curated record. The transcript is spliced from 3 exons. NCBI's taxonomy places the organism in Eukaryota, Viridiplantae, Streptophyta, Magnoliopsida, Fabales, Fabaceae.
AUGAUCGAUACUCAUAAUGUCAUAGCACAGUCAUUUCGAAGAGUCAGAGAAUUCUAUCAGUAUCAUCCAUCCGAGAUAUUCUCUUUGAAGUUGUAUUCGCAUAGGAAGGUCGAUCGAAGAAAUUACAAUACUCCCUCUUGUGAUGAAGUUGCUGCUCUGAUUGUUGAAGAUUUUGAUUCGUCGGAUCAUGGUCAUGACAUUAUUGUUCGAUCUACUGCUAGUCAGUUGCAACGUAUCUAUGAAACUCAUGCUCUGUAUUGGCCUUUACAGUAUCCGUUGUUGUUUCCAUAUGGCGAGGAUGGUUACCAGUUGAAUAUUCGAUAUCGAGGUCAACAGGAGGGAUAUGUCCCUGGAAGAAGAACAAGGGUUUCUCACAGGGAAUUCAUAUGUUUUCGUUUGCAGAUUAGGGAGCAAGAAGAUGGAAUUAUUCACAAGUGUAGGCGAUUAUUUCAACAAUUUUUUGUUGAUUGUUUCACGAUGAUUGAGUCCCAAAGGUUGUAUGAGAUUAGAAUGAAGCAAAGUACAAUUAGAGGAGAAGUGCUCCAAGGAAUAAAAGAGGCUAUGCGUCGUGGUGAUGACGAAGCUUCUUCAAUUGGGACACGAGUCAUCUUGCCUUCUUCGUUCACUGGUGGUAGACGUUAUAUGUUUAAUCGUUGUCAGGAUGCGAUGGCAAUCUGUAAACAUUUUGGCUAUCCAGAUUUAUUCCUUACUAUUACGUGUAAUCCAAAUUGGUCUGAAUUUCAGCGGUUCACGGAGCGAGAGCAAAUUCCCAUCGCUGAUCGUCCUGAUAUCUCUUGCCGGGUUUUUCAUGCUAAGUUGAAAUGCCUACUAAGCGAUCACAAGGAAGAUAUGUAUACUAUUGAGUGCCAAAAAAGAGGUCUACCGCAUGCACACAUGUUACUAUGGCUUAACGGGGAAAGCAACUUACAAAGUGUUGAAACUGUUGAUGAAUUCAUCUGUGCCGAACUACCCAAUCCACAGAAAUUUCCAUCUCUUUAUAAUGUUGUCACCAAGUACAUGAUCCAUGGUCUUUGCGAUCUUCUUAGACCGAGUUCUCCCUGCAUGAAAGAUGGUAAGUGCUCAAAAUUUUAUCCGAAAAGAUUUGUUGAUCAAACGAGCUUUGAUGAAGAUGGCUAUCCGUUUUAUAGACGUCGUAAUAUGGGUGUGACAGUGAAGAUCAACAACGUUGAUAUUGACAACAGAUUUGUUGUGCCUUAUAAUCCACUGCUGUUAAUGAAAUAUCAAGCUCACAUAAAUUUUGAGUUCUGUAACAAGUCAAAUGUCAUCAAGUAUCUUUUUAAGUAUAUCAAUAAGGGUCCGGAUCGGGUCACUGCAACUGUUGGAGAAACAUAUAAUGUUGGUGAAUCUUCUCAGGUGGUUGAUGAGAUCAAGCAGUAUUAUGAUUGUCGUUAUUUAUCACCAUCUGAAUCCAUGUGGAGAAUUUUUGCUUAUGAUAUUCAUCAUAGAUGGCCGUCAGUACAGAGGUUGACUUUUCACUUGCCAAAUCAGCAGCAUGUUGUAUUCGAUGAUGCUGAUAUCACUACUCAUGUUUAUUUGCGCAACAAAGAUUUGCUGAUGAUGUUUACGGCUUGGAUGAUGGUCAACAGGCGGUUCCCGGAUGGGCGGUCUUUAACAUAUGUGGAAUAUCCAGGAAAAUUUGUCUACUGUUCGAACAGUAGGGAAUGGAAGCCGAGACAGAGGGGAUUUUCAAUUGGAAGAUUGAGUUUCCCUCAUCCCGCAGCUGGUGAACUUUUCUAUAUGCGGAUGCUUUUGAAUGAGGCAUGUUCUGCGAUGGGAUUCUUGAUAGAUGAUAAGGAGUAUGUUUCUGCUAUUAAGGAAGUCGUCGAGGUAGCGUUCGCUGCAUAG